Molecule: messenger RNA, 1281 nt
Organism: Entamoeba nuttalli P19
Lineage: Eukaryota; Evosea; Mastigamoebida; Endamoebidae
Exons: 1
Coding region: 1-1281 (426 amino acids)
Source: RefSeq, a predicted model, not a curated record
AUGAAUCCAACAUCUUAUUCACCCAAUAUCAAUGAUCAUAAUAUCGUAUUUGGAGGCAUCACACCAAAAGUAUAUACUCAACAAAAAAGUUAUGAAGGUCAGCAACAAAGCUAUGAAGGUCAACAGUUCAGAAUUAAUCCAAUUCCAAUGAACGGUUGUUUAUAUAAUAUGUGCCAAUCCCAAAAUUUAGAAAACAAUGUUUUCAAACAAUGCAAUAGCGAAACAAAACAAAUGUCAUUUGUCAACCAGGAAAAUAGCUCUAAAGAAGAAAUAACACUAGAAACCAUUAAUAAUGAUGUUUUUAAUAUUCUACAGUUGUUGAAUUAUUUUCAAAACCAAUAUGUCACUCGUAGUGAUUGUGUUUCAUUUCAUUUAUUAAAUCUUACGUUGCAAAGUCUUUUACACAUAACCUCUUAUAUGAAAAAGUUAGAGUCUGAAAAACUAAUUAAUUCAAAGCUAAGUACUAAUGAAACAAAAGGUAGUGAGUCUAGUAAAACUGAUAGCACAAAGCCACGUAAAGGCCAAAAGGAUCAUACCAAAGAAGAUAAGGAAAAAUUACAUUCCAGUGAUAGUGAAAGUAGUGAUAGUGAAAGUAGUGAUAGUGAAAGUGAUAAUAAAAGUGAUAGUGAAAGUGAUAGUCAAGGAAUAGAUACCGAAAAAUAUGAUGAUGAAGAAAGUAGUACUGAAAGCGGAUCUCCUAGUGAUAUGGAAGUACUUCGCCCAAUAAAAACAUUAAAAAAUUCAUUUAGAGAAUAUGCUCCUGCAUAUUUGCAAAAAAAAAAUGAAAAGUUUCAAAAGAAAGUACCUAAAGAGUUAUUUUAUUAUAACAGAAAUUCUACUAAGGAUGGAGCAAAGGAUGUUAGAAAUGAAAUAAUUGAAGCAAUGAAUAAUACCAAUAUAUCUCUAUUUAUUCUUACAGAAGACUGUUGUAUUGCUACAUACUCAAAACAAAAAUCUGAAGCCGAUAAAGGAUGGAAUGAGGAUGAUAGUUUUAAAAUUUAUCAAUUGAUGAAGGAUAAAAGCGAAUGUUAUAUUGAGUUACGUUGUAAUGAAAAUAAAAGCUUUGAACUAACUACGGAUCCUCUCUUUGAAAUUCUUACAGCCUUUUGUGCAUUUUCUAUUACAAGAAGAUUAGAGAUAUGUUAUAAACCUGAUGGUGAUAUUUUUGGUACUUUGCCAUAUACUGUUGUUCCAAGUGGUGGGGCUAUUAAAACACUUGGAAGUAGUCCAGGUUAUUUUAAAGAAAAAAUUGACCGAAUACUUAUCGUCAAAUGGAACUAA